This is a messenger RNA of Frankliniella occidentalis (western flower thrips), 813 nucleotides long. RefSeq lists its product as uncharacterized. The record is from RefSeq and is a predicted model, not a curated record. NCBI's taxonomy places the organism in Eukaryota, Metazoa, Arthropoda, Insecta, Thysanoptera, Thripidae.
ACUUUGAGCCAUCCCAAAAAAGUCGCAAGGUUGCUGCAUCCAAGAAGUCAUCGUCAGCAGCAGGUACCUCUGAGAAAACGGGGUCUUGGGCGUCCCAAGAAAGAAGCCAAAGCAGGGUUGGCAACCACUGCGAAGCCAGAGGACACCUUUCUGGCUACUAUUCCGAAAGAACUGAAAGGGUUUGAUGGUGUUGCUCAUCUGGCAAAAGAUGAGUGUAAGAACUGCAGGGUCUACAUUGGCAAAUGUGUCCUGAAGCCUUGUGGCCAUGCACUGUACUGCAAGAAAUGUGUAAAUGAGCUCCGCCAGGAUAGUAUACAAAUGAAGAGGCCAUCCAAGUGCUACAUGAAUGGAUGCUACUCCAUAGUCACUGAUUGGAUGACUCUUAUAAAUGUAAGCGCUUAGGUGAAUUUUCUACUGGUUGAAGUCUUUAUUUCCUCGUACAACCUCGUAUCUAAGUAAUACUUUUCUAUGAGUGACAGAUUUGUAUUAGUGUAAAGAGACGUUAUACGUUCAAAAUGAACAUCAUUAUGAUGAUGUAAUCAAAAAAGAGUGCUGCUUCAGUUGUUAUUUUUGACACUAGGGUACUAAGUUUGUAUCUGUUUUGUUUUGUUUGGUUACAUUUUUUUAUUUGCUUUGAAAUGUUCAUCUCAAGAUAACUUUAAUCAUUUCAGAAACAUUGUAUUGAAUGGAAGUUUGUAAACUGACAUGAACAAACCACUCUAGAUACAAGUGCUUAAAAAAAAGUGUGUGAAAUUUACAGGCAUCUUACAUACUGUAACUUCUUUGUCAACAAAUUAAAGUAAUGAUCAUGAA